AUGACGAGUCAGCUACACGACGCGACGGAGCCUGCCGACGCCGACGCGACGGCGACGUACUGCGCCGACGGCAGCGACGCGACGAGCGACGACGAGCAUGUGCCGCACGUGUUCGCGCCGCACUUCGCGCACCGGCACGCGCCGCGCCGCUGCCUGUUGUGGGCGUGCAAGGCCUGUAAGCGCAAGACAGUGACGGUCGACCGCCGUAAGGCCGCUACGAUGAGGGAGCGACGGCGUCUUCACAAGGUAAACGAGGCGUUCGAGCUGCUCAAGCGACGGACGUCGGGCAAUCCGAAUCAGCGUCUGCCCAAGGUCGAGAUCCUGCGCAACGCUAUCGGCUACAUCGAGAGUCUCGAGCAACUGUUGCGUGGCAGCCGGCCGAGCAGCCGAGACGAGAAGACGGACACGCGGUCCAGUAGCAGCUCCUCCGACUACAUGACGGUGAACAGUCCGCGAUACUACAUGGAAAAGCUGCAGCACUACGGCGAAACUAAUUACCAAAGUGUCACGAACGGUCUGUCGCCAGAUGGCAGCAAUGCUGCGUCCAGCCUCGACUGCCUCUCUCUCAUCGUCGAGAACCUCGUACCAACGACGAAGCAGGUUUCCUCUGAUAAGGUUAGCGAGAAGCCCUUAGGGGGACGUACACGUGUACAUACUGCCUAGCUCCGGCAUCAAUGUUUGGUGUGUGUGCGUGAGUUCGCAGCCAUAUUUUCCAUUAUCCCCAUCGGAGAGCAGAGAGAGUACCCUUCACCGGGUUUACUCGAUCGUCGAAUUUUACGGAACACCAAAUGAUACGGACAUUAUACAGAUACCGUCUUAUUUUCGCUCGAUCUAUGAAAAUAAUGUGUGACGAUCCCUUCAUGAUUAUAUCUUUGUGUUUACUUGGCCAUCGUGCUAUUAUCAAUACCCGUAGCUAGCGUAAACUUUAUUUUGAUAAUAAAGGUUGGACUGGUAUUAGCUAACCAUAGAAUGUCAAAAUUAAAACUAAUAUUUCAUUGGCAUGUAUGGCAUGCGUAACUAUUAUUAUUUUUGUUGUUAUCAAGUUUAGAGGGCAGCUCAAAAAUCCUUGUGUAUAAUAGGAAAUGCUGCGAGAAGAAAGAUAUCAUUCUGACCAGAGUACCACAUCAUCGCUGUUUGUCUUACAAUUAAUUACCGCAUGGAAAAUAAUUAUCAUUAUCGUAACGAAUCCGAUACUGAUACGGAAUUUGUUUAAUUUGUAUGGGUGGUAAUAAUUUAGUAUAUGGUGACUCGCGGAGAUUGACUCCGCAGUUCUUCGUUGUAAGCUCGCUACCGCCAUGAAAAAUAAAUGGUUAUCAAAAUUGAGCAUUGCGAACUCACUACCCAAAUAGCUACACGAAAACUAUAAUGUCAGUAUUCUCACAACUCCCACUAUGGCAACUUUUGCCUUAAUCAAAAUUAAACUCAUAAUUAACCAAAUAAAUUGCUCACUUAUCUACUAUGCAUCUGUUUCGCAGGAUUACAUUCUACAUUAGAUAUGUUCAUAUGUACAUUUCAGAAUUGCUACU
Molecule: messenger RNA, 1526 nt
Organism: Priapulus caudatus
Lineage: Eukaryota; Metazoa; Priapulida; Priapulimorpha; Priapulimorphida; Priapulidae
Product: transcription factor SUM-1-like
Exons: 4
Coding region: 1-663 (220 amino acids)
Biological process (GO): muscle organ development; positive regulation of myoblast differentiation; regulation of transcription by RNA polymerase II
Molecular function (GO): RNA polymerase II cis-regulatory region sequence-specific DNA binding; DNA-binding transcription factor activity, RNA polymerase II-specific; protein dimerization activity
Source: RefSeq, a predicted model, not a curated record